Molecule: messenger RNA, 689 nt
Organism: Ostrea edulis (European flat oyster)
Lineage: Eukaryota; Metazoa; Mollusca; Bivalvia; Ostreida; Ostreidae
Product: fibroleukin-like
Exons: 2
Coding region: 39-689 (216 amino acids)
Molecular function (GO): oligosaccharide binding
Source: RefSeq, a predicted model, not a curated record
UACUAGUAUAUAAUUACAGUAUAUAUAAAAUAAUCAAAAUGUUCUACACGCAUUUGAAAACUUACAUUUCAUUCAGUAAAGACAACAUGAACAAAAUCAAGUGGCGAGUUGCACAGUUCCUAAUGCUUGUCUCGAUGGCGAUUUUCAAUUUAAUGAGUGUAUCGUCCGAGAAGAUAUCGACAGAUGGUACCUUUGUGUGCGGGUUUCCAAUGGUGACGAAAAUGCAAGAAUUGAUGUUGGGCUUCACGGAAAUUAAAACUGACAUCAAAUUUCUGAAGAAAAAGAUUGUCCAACUUUCUAAAGAAGUGUCCUAUCUUAGAAAGGCAAAUAAAAAUCUGAGAGAGGGGCACCGGCGGCUUAAUGUUUCAUUGAAGCAUCUAAAGAGUACCUGCUCUGGGGUUAUGAAAACGGAUGAGAUAAUGAAGAGACUUUCUCUCAAGGAUUGCGCCUCCAUUUUGAAACAUAACCCCAAAACACGUGGCAAAAAUGGAGUGUACACGAUUUACCCAGAGUUCAACACGAAGGCGGAAGUUUAUUGCGACAUGACAACAGAAGGAGGAGGCUGGACAGUGAGUGAUGGAUAUUCUCUAUUUCUGUUUUGUAAAUAUCGGCAAAGGACUUUGUCUGAUAAGGACCUGAUUUGGUCCACUAAGAUGACAUUCUAUGCUUACUCAUAUUUUUUUUUAUGA